CUCUCCCUCUCUCUCUCCCACUCUCCCCCACUCUCUCUCCCACUCUCUCUCCCUCUCUCUCUCCCUCUCUCUCGCUCUCUCUCUCGCCACGCGCGCCUCCGCGAUCCGAUCAGCCUCACGUGAAAUUCAACCUAAGCGAUGGGUGGUGCCGUGGUCGACGACUGCCCUCAGCUGGUGCCUCCCCCGGACGGCGGCUGGGCCUGGCUGGUGCUGUUGGGCUGUUUCGUGGUCACCGGGUUUUCAUACGCCUUCCCCAAGGCCGUGAGUGUCUUCUUCAAAGAGCUCAUCCACGAUUUCGGCGUCGGGUACAGCGAUACGGCCUGGCUGUCAUCCAUCCUGCUCGCUAUGCUGUACGGCACGGGGCCGCUGUGCAGCGUGUUGGUGUCGCGCUUUGGAUGCCGCCCGGUGAUGAUUGGUGGAGGCCUUCUGGCGGCAGCUGGCAUGGUGGGGGCCUCGUUCAGCACCUCCAUCAUUCACGUGUACCUCCUGGCUGGGGUCACCACGGGCAUGGGCCUGGCUCUCAACUUCCAGCCGUCACUCAUCAUGCUGGGUCGCUACUUCAGCAAGAGGCGCCCUCUGGCCAAUGGGCUUGCAGCAGCAGGCAGUCCAGUGUUUUUGUGUACCCUCUCUCCUCUCAAUCAGCUGCUACAGCAUCACUUUGGAUGGAGAGGGGGCUUCAUGGUUUUGGGAGGUCUGCUCCUCAACUGUUGUCUCUGCGGGGCCCUGAUGAGGCCCCUUGUCCCACCUCCUGGACAGGCUCAGAAGUUGAUGGGUGCCAACGCCACCACCACCACCACCACCUCCACCACCACCACCACCACCGCUCCACCACCAGCACCACCACCUCCCCGACGCCGCCACCGCCCGCUGAUCGACCUCUCCGUGAUCCGCCACCGCGGCUUCGUGGUCUAUGCGGUGUCGGCCACGCUCAUGGUGCUGGGCCUGUUCGUGCCGCCCGUCUUCGUGGUGAGCUACGCCAGGCACCUGGGCACGCCGGACCCCAAGGCGGCGUUCCUCCUCUCCGUCAUCGGCCUCGUGGACGUCUUCGCCCGGCCGGCAACGGGCCUCGUCACGGGCGUGGAGCGAGUGCGGCCAUACUCCGCCUACCUGCUCAGCUUCGCGAUGAUCUUCAACGGCACGGCCGACCUCCUGGGCUCCCUGGCCAGCACCUACGCCGGUAUCGCCGUCUUCUGUGUCUUCUUCGGCAUCUCGUACGGGAUGGUGGGCGCUCUGCAGUUCGAGGUGCUCAUGGGGCUGACGGGGCCGGAGACAUUCCCCUCGGCACUCGGACUCGUCCUCCUGAUGGAGGCCGGAGCCGUACUCGUCGGACCUCCUGGAGCGGGUCGCCUGGUGGACUACACCCACAGCUACGUGUACAUCUUCUACCUGGCAGGCGCCGAGGUGCUCUUGGCCGGCCUCGUCCUAGCCCUGGGGGCUCUUCUGUGCCUCAGGGGCAACCACAACCACCAGCACGACCACGCCCACCAACACGUGGGCGGGGCAGCAGCGGCGGUGGGCGGGGCAACGGCGGGGGCGACCAAUGGGCAGGGAGACACGGAGACGCGCACGCCCUGA
Petromyzon marinus (sea lamprey) is the source of this 1575-nucleotide messenger RNA. The record is from RefSeq and is a predicted model, not a curated record. Lineage: Eukaryota; Metazoa; Chordata; Hyperoartia; Petromyzontiformes; Petromyzontidae.